CAAUAUCUAAACAUUGAAGGCAAAACAUGGUUCGCAGAUAAAACGGGCACGGCAGCAAUUUGGAUUGUGAACACAAAGAACGUUACCGUCAACAACAGCGGAAGUGGAGCAGGUUUUGUCUGGAUCCAAACCCCCACAACCUACUUGAUGAGCGUCUAUCUCUCACCUAACGAAGGGAUUAGUAAGCUCGAUCCAGAGGCACUGCGAGCUUCACUUGCAAAGAGCUGUUCUACCCUACAGAACAACCCGACUCCGGAUACUCGCAGCGAGACAGAAAGGACAGUGCUAAAUAUAAUGAAGGAGAUUUCUGCCGCAUGUGACGCCUCUAUGCCACGAUUGAAAAACCGGAGUUUUCACAGGCCGGCGUAUUGGUGGUCAACAGACAUAGCAAAACUUCGCAAAAUAUGCCAUCAACUA
Cotesia congregata is the source of this 417-nucleotide messenger RNA. NCBI's taxonomy places the organism in Eukaryota, Metazoa, Arthropoda, Insecta, Hymenoptera, Braconidae. The record is from the annotation of a GenBank genome assembly.